GGAUCUGAUUGGAGGACGCCAUGGGGAAGGAAGUUUGCCAGCUAGUCCGGCGCAUAGUCCUUUAAAAGAGAAAUAUAUCAAAACGGUACACGAACAGCGUUUUCCUUUACAGUUUUAUUGUGGUAUUUAGAUUUGCUGCGGUAAGAAAGGAUGCGGUUUUUUAAAAUCACAUUGUUGGCUUUUUUCUUGAAUAUUAUACUGGCUGUCACAAGACGCUGGUUCCGUUUGAAGCUGCUUCCCUUGCAGUGCGAGUCACGAGUUUUCUCAGGUGAAUCUUUGUUUGAGUUUUCCAGUAAGGAGCGCAUGAAUUAGUACGGUCCGGGACAGGCUGUUUAUUCAAGUCAACUGCUUGUAUUCGGCUCAGGAGCCAACCGCUGUUAAAAUUUCACCCGCAAUUUGCUGUGGUGGUCGAUAACGCUUUCUAUUGAUUUUGUUGCUCCGAAUGAAUAUUUGAACAAUGAUUUCCUUGGAAGAAGUGAGGUCCCGCUUGGAACUGGCCGGCCAGUCACAUUUGUUACGGUUCUGGCCUGAGCUCAGCGCCGAUGAACGGGACUCCUUCCUGGGCGAACUGUCUCAGCUAGAGCCCGAGGAGUUGAGGGAGCACUGCCGGGCGGCUGCAGAAGCUGGCAGCCGGGAUUCGGGUGCUGUGGGGCUGCUGGACCAGCGCAUGGAGCCCAUGUCCGCGGAAUUCAUCGGGAGCGUCAGCAGGAGUGACCAGGAGACUUUAAAACAAUGGGAAGACGAAGGGUUCCGGCAGAUUUCUCAGAACAAAGUGGCUGUUCUUCUCCUGGCGGGGGGUCAGGGCACUCGUUUGGGGGUGCCUUACCCCAAGGGGAUGUACAACGUGGGGCUCCCGAGUGGCAAGACUCUGUACCAGGUGCAGGCAGAGCGCAUCCGCAGAGCAGAGCAGUUAGCAGCUGAGAAGUGUGGCUCCAGCAAGUGCACUAUCCCAUGGUACAUCAUGACCAGUGAAUUUACAUUGGAACCAACAGAGAAGUUUUUCAAGGAAAACCAGUACUUUAAGCUAGACCAGUCUAAUGUGGUCAUGUUUGAGCAGAGGAUGAUCCCGGCAGUUUCGUUUGAUGGGAAAGCCAUCCUGGAAAACAAGUCUAAGGUGGCGAUGGCACCAGAUGGCAAUGGUGGUCUGUACCGGGCGUUGGUGGAUGGGAUCUUUGAGGAUAUGGAGCGGCGAGGAGUUCAGUACAUACACGUGUACUGUGUGGACAACAUCCUGGUCAAAAUGGCAGAUCCGCUUUUUAUUGGCUUCUGUGUGUCGAAAGGAGCAGACUGUGGAGCAAAGGUGGUAGAGAAAGCCUACCCCACAGAGCCGGUGGGGGUGGUGUGCCGUGUGGACGGGGCCCAUCAGGUCGUGGAGUACAGCGAGAUCAGCCUGGAGACGGCGGAGAAGCGAAACACGGACGGGUCGUUGGUGUUCAACGCUGGGAACAUCUGCAACCACUUCUUCACCCUGAGCUUCCUCAAGUCUGUUGCAGAGAAAUUCGAACCCAAGUUAAAACAACACGUGGCUUUGAAGAAGGUGCCCUACGUGGAUGAGGAAGGAAACCUGGUGAAACCUGAUAAGCCCAACGGGAUCAAGAUGGAGAAGUUUGUGUUCGACGUCUUCCAGUUUUCCAAGAAUUUCGUGGCUUUCGAGGUGUCGAGAGCGGACGAGUUUUCCCCUUUAAAGAAUGCCGACCCUGCGGCCAAGGACACUCCAGCCACGGCGCGCCGGGCCCUGCUGGCACAGCACUACCGCUGGGCGCUGGGUGCCGGGGCCAGCUUCCUGGACGGGGAGAACAGGAAGCUGCCGGAGAAGCCCAGUCUGUCCGAAAACGAAGAGCCCCCUGCGGUGUGUGAGAUUUCUCCGUUAGUGUCCUGCUUCGGGGAGGGUCUUGGGGUGCUGAUGAGGGGCCGGGAGAUUCACUCUCCCUUCAUACUUGAUGAAAAGAAAGCAGAAGAGAUCCGGAAGAGUCAAUAACCGCUGGAACUGUUUACAAUAAACCUGGCUGGUCACUUUACUGGAGUAAACAUUCCAGAUUUUAAAAAAAGUGCCUUUUUCUGGGAGAAUGAACAUGAUUUAUACUGUAUUUGAUUUUUAAUUUUAAUUUUUUUUUUUUUUUAAUUUCCUGGCUUAAAAUGUAUUCUGUAUUAAUUAACUCCUGCAUAUAAACAUUUUGUGAAGUUUCAUACGCUAUGCCGAAUGUUGUUUUGUCAAUAUAAAAGCUUUUAUGUCAUUUUUCAAAUGUAAUAACCAAAUCUGUGCUUAAGUACUGUAUGGCAAACAAGGUUCAUGGUGUGAAAGGGUGUCUGCUCAAAAGGGGCUGAAAAUGUAUCUGCAAAAAUAAGUUUAGCAGCUUCCCUUAACAGGGGGAAUACAAGUUUACAUCUAUCUCUAACAGGAAUGGAAGUACGGCUCCUACUGCAGAGCAGGUUCACCCACUCCAGCUUUUACAACAAGCUUGAUUAGCCCCAGUGUAUAGACAAGUCUCAUUAAACUCUUAAUAAAACCAGGAAUGGAUCAAACUGCUAUGCAAUGGGAGCCUUAUUUCCAUCCUUGCUUUUAAAUGCAUAAUCCUGGAGUAAAAGAGAAUAUCGUGCUUGAGCAGACUGCUGUCGAUCAGUAAAUAGCAUUAAAUGUAGAAUUACAAUUACAGCAGCGUGGUUUGCUGGUAUUACAAUUACAAUGCUAUUUUGUUGAAUUACAGUUUAUAAUUAUGCUGCAUCAAUUACACUUAGAACAAGGGUACAUUUUUUUCAUGUAUAAAGGGAAUAUUAUUAAACUGCUGAAGCUGGAGCUCUUCCAGUCCAGCCUGUAUAACUGCUGUCCUGCUCUCUGUUGACAGAGAACUACAGCGACGCCUCAGUAUGUUCCUUUACACUUUGAAUCUCCUGUGCUAGCGCUGCUGUACAUGUGUAUUCAUCAAUAAAAACGCAAUACGACUUCA
Messenger RNA from Acipenser ruthenus (sterlet), 2945 nucleotides. RefSeq names its product UDP-N-acetylhexosamine pyrophosphorylase-like protein 1. The record is from RefSeq and is a predicted model, not a curated record. NCBI's taxonomy places the organism in Eukaryota, Metazoa, Chordata, Actinopteri, Acipenseriformes, Acipenseridae. Gene Ontology annotation, biological process: UDP-N-acetylglucosamine biosynthetic process. Bases 458 to 1978 code for a protein of 506 amino acids. Gene Ontology annotation, molecular function: UDP-N-acetylglucosamine diphosphorylase activity. The transcript is spliced from 9 exons.